Molecule: messenger RNA, 2076 nt
Organism: Poecilia latipinna (sailfin molly)
Lineage: Eukaryota; Metazoa; Chordata; Actinopteri; Cyprinodontiformes; Poeciliidae
Product: intermediate filament protein ON3-like
Exons: 9
Coding region: 19-1371 (450 amino acids)
Source: RefSeq, a predicted model, not a curated record
UACAACUUUAUAAAGGUGAUGCGAGGUAGGAUCUCAGUUCAUCUGCUCAGUCAGUCUCCAAGGUUCAGCACCAUGUCAAAACGAAGUGAUUACAGCAGCAAGACCUCAGAACCCAGAGAAACAAAGCCCAAAAUGAGCGUGGCCACCCCAAAGCUCGACUCAAAGGGGAAAACCGCGGAGAAGAAAAUCUUGGUUGACCUCAACGACAAGUUUGUCCAGUUGAUCGACAAGGUGAAGGAACUGGAGGAUGAGAAAAUGAAACUGGAGAAGAAGCUGGAAAUCCUGAAGGGUCAGGAGGACUACAGCGGGAACGUGGACGCCAUCGUCAGGCAGGUGGAGAACAAACUGCAGGAGAAGAUUGACAACCUGAAGAACGACCAGGAAAAACUGAAGAAUGAGCUUGAAGACAUCUCGAAGGAGGUGGAUGACACCAAGAAGAUCUAUGAGGAUGUACUAGAACAGAGAACUGAGCUGGAGACUGAGUUUGUUGUUGCCAAAAAGAACGUAGAUGAAGGACAUCUGGAUUUGGUAAACAAGGUUCUGGAUCUGGAGGAUCUGAACAGAAAACUGGAGUUCCUCAGGGAUGGCUACGACGAGGAGAUCAAGGAGCUGCAGUCGAUGAUCAAGAACGAAACAGUCACCCUUCCCAAGUCCGCCAAACGGUCUCUGGACAUGGAUGACUACGUCAAGACCGUAGAGGCGCAGUACGCCACAUAUGCCACUCGCGCCAGGGAUGAGGCGGAGCACUGGAACCAGAGAAAGAUUGAGUCCUUGGAGCAAAGUUCACAGCAGAAGGAGCAGGAAGUCCGUGACCAAAAGAGGGACAUCUCUGACCUCUUGCGCCAAAUCCAGAGGCUGACUGCUGAAUUGGACAGUCUGAAAAGAAAGGAAGAGUCCUUGAAAAACGACAUUGACAAAGCAAGAACAGAUGGCGACGAGAACAUGGAGGCGGCCAGAAAUACCAUUAAGAAGCUAGAGGAGGCCUUGAAGGCAAACAAGCAGGAGUUGGCCAACCAGAUCCGCGAAUACCAGAACCUGCUGAACAUCAAACUGGCUCUGGACAUCGAGAUUGCCACCUACCGUGGGCUGCUAGAGGGCGAGGAGCAGAGAAUGAACAACUUUCAACGUUCAGACGUUCACCCAGAGAGGAAACACCCGCAAGAGAAAAACCACCUGCCCGAAAGAAGUCACCUGCGAGACAAACGAGGGAAACCUCCAACAGUCGAGUCCAGCAUCGUCCCGAAACCGGACGAGACCCCAAACCCCGCGAGUACACAGGAAUCUCCCACCCCCUCCAAAAAGCGUGUGCUGAUCCGGGUGGAGGUGAAAUAUGGAAAGCUUAUCUCCGAAAGCACCCAGUACACUGACUGAUUUUUUUUCUGGGACUUCCUGCAGCCAAAUCCGCAAAAUGUGAACAAAUUAUUUCCAAAAUGAAGCUAUAAUGAACCAUUUAAACCUCCUGAUGAAAUUAAAAGUAGUACUCUCUCUUGCAUGUUUUCUGGCAGUGAACGUCUGACUGCAGCUUGGUGGCAGGUUGAAUGUGUGCUUGAACUGGUUUACGUCAAGCCGUGUGUUUUGGAAAGGUUUUUUUUUCUUAUCUUUUGUUGGGAUGUGCAAUGCCUUUGGGGCUUCAGUGUUUCCUUUCAUCCUUUCAUGGAGAACCAUGUGUUAUUUCCUUCAGACAGUGAUGACCCGAGCCCUGAGAUUUUGUCUUUGUGACGCAAAAAAACCUUCUAGUGUAAAGGUUUGUUUUUAUUUCAGGAUAAAUGGCUUUAUGGGUCCGAGCAUACGGGAUUGUUUCCGUUUGCUUGAUUCCCAUCUUACCAGUAUGAGUCAGAAAUUGCAGAUAAAAACAAUAAGGAAAGGUUCUCAGACUGGUACUUAAAAGUUCAACAAUAUAUUUAUAUAUAUAUAUAUAUAUUGCUCUGGUUUUGGUACAUUGUCCUACAGCAUUGCAAUGCUGCAACUUUGAACUACUCUGUUGGCUCUUGUGCUCACGUGAGUCUCAAAUCUUUCAAAUGAAUCUAAAGUUAUCAGAUUUCAGGGUUUUGUGCUAAUAAAUUAACCUCCACAAAU